This is a messenger RNA of Panicum virgatum (switchgrass), 1128 nucleotides long. RefSeq names its product ubiquitin-like-specific protease 1A. NCBI's taxonomy places the organism in Eukaryota, Viridiplantae, Streptophyta, Magnoliopsida, Poales, Poaceae. Gene Ontology annotation, biological process: protein desumoylation. Gene Ontology annotation, molecular function: deSUMOylase activity. Gene Ontology annotation, cellular component: nucleus. The transcript has 7 exons. The record is from RefSeq and is a predicted model, not a curated record. The coding region runs from base 529 to 1062 and encodes 177 amino acids.
GAUAAAUCAGAGAAAGAAAAACCAUGUCCGGAGCAGGGUACUGGUGAUGAAAGGGAGGUUUCUUCAUCCAACUUAUCUUCAGGAGCAAAGAGGAAAAUUGAUUUUGUUUUGAGUCCUACACUGGUUGAAAAGGUAAAAACCAGAACCAAUAGGCAACAAAGCAAAGUCUGCAAGUCUCCGUACAUAGGCACAAAGCAGAAUAGGGUAUCUACAACAAAAACUAAUUGUCCAAAUGUUGGCGACAUUACAAAAGGACUAGAGUUAAGUGACUUGGAACUUCACGCCAUUAAAUAUAUUUUGGAGGAAUUAGCGACUGAACCAAAAAAAAGUCUAGUAUGCAUAGGUGGAAUUGAGCUGGGUGCUAAUCAAUUGAAAUGUCUAGUAACACGUGUGAGAGAGGAUGCAGGAGACAAAUGGUUAUGUUCUGGGAUAGUAGACUCCUAUGCAACUAUAUUCAACUCUGAUUGGAAAAAAGAUACUAACGAGAUAAAGCAUGCACUUUUAGAUGUCAAUUGUCAGUGGUUACGAAUGAUUGGGAAAGCUUGGGUACAAACUGGUGUACCUUGGUGGAGGUUGUGCCAUAAGUCUGCUCAGGAAUUGGUUGGAGCUGAUAUGGUCUUCAUUCCCAUGAAUAAUACAAAAAGUCACUGGUGGCUCUGUGUUCUGUACCCUGCUAGAAAUGAAAUUCAAGUUCUCAAUUCUUUCAAUAGGACCAUAAAUUAUGAAGAAGAAUUAGUCGAAUUGAGAUGUGGAAUUCAUUCAAUUUUGCAAGCAAUUUUGGCAUCAUCUGACAAGUUGGAGUCCAGGUGGAGUAACUAUGACAUUCUACAAUGGGAUGUUGUUGUGAAGAAAAACAUUCCACCACAACAUGAUGCGUGCUCAUGCGGGAUUUUUACAAUAAAAUAUAUGCAAUUUUGGAAUGGGAGUGAAAUAACAAAUCCAUUCACGCAAAAGGAUAUGGAGAAAUUUAGGAAGAAGAUGCCAGCUGAGCUGAUCUUGUCGCCCUUGAAUGAGCUUACUACCAGCAAAGAGCAUGUACUUGCCACCCAGAAUUUUAGUUGAUCUCUAUUUUUCAAACCAUCAGGAUUUUUGUAAAAUAGUUUAGAUUUAUUCUAGAGUUGGUCAUAC